AUGUCCACGAUGGCGACAGGUCCGUCGCAGGCCAUUCGGUUUAUUGUGAACAGGACUGGCAAUCUGCCCGUCAUCAAAGAUGCGCAGAUUGACCCUACCUGGACGGUCGAUCGCAUCAUUCGAGAAUGUUUCGCCUCCGAGCUUGCAGAAGGAGAACACGUUCGGCUCAUUUAUAUGGGUCACGUGCUCCAAGGAAAUGCAACGCUGAGUUUCAGCCUUUCAGGGAACUCUCCGUAUGCAGGCGUAGUACGGAGCAACGGGGCUUCCGCGCCAGCCGCAUCCAGUGGGCUGUGUACAAUCCAUGCGCACAUCCGGGCAGACUCAGGACCCGCUGGGAGGGCAGCCCCCAGAAAUCUUAACCACGAUGGUAGCACGGUCGCGGGCGGCGGCGACUGGUCAACAACAGUACUGAGAGUGGCCAGUUUUAUCAUUCUAGGAGCGUGCUGGUAUCACAGGGCUAUCUCCCCUAUAGAUUAUACCAUUGUGUCGACAGCGAUUCUGUGUGUUUUCACUGCCAUAUUUCUUCUUUGCAUGCGAUCUGUGUUUGACAUGUCGCUGCGUACUUUGCUCCGGAUACUCCGGUUGCCACGUUUACUCUCCUGA
Messenger RNA from Neospora caninum, 603 nucleotides. RefSeq lists its product as hypothetical. The coding region runs from base 1 to 603 and encodes 200 amino acids. The transcript has 4 exons. The record is from RefSeq and is a predicted model, not a curated record. Lineage: Eukaryota; Apicomplexa; Conoidasida; Eucoccidiorida; Sarcocystidae.